Andrographis paniculata is the source of this 1635-nucleotide messenger RNA. Its product is annotated as GDSL esterase/lipase At5g33370-like. Gene Ontology annotation, molecular function: hydrolase activity, acting on ester bonds. The coding region runs from base 98 to 1273 and encodes 391 amino acids. The transcript has 5 exons. NCBI's taxonomy places the organism in Eukaryota, Viridiplantae, Streptophyta, Magnoliopsida, Lamiales, Acanthaceae. The record is from RefSeq and is a predicted model, not a curated record.
CUUUCUGCUCAUCGAUACUCUUCAUUUAGGGUUUUCUCUCUCUCUCUCUUUCUCUAUAUAUCCCCCAAAACCCUAAUUAAUUAAUUGGACGGGCGCCAUGAAGCACUCGACUUGGAGCAGCAGAAGCAGAAGCAGAAGCAGAAGCAGCAAUAGUAGUAAUGGCAAUAAUCUUAACGUAUUUAUUCUGCCGGCGGCGGCGGCGUUGUUGUUGUUGUUGUUGUUGGCUGACGUGGCGGAAGGUCAGGGUCAGGCGCGGGCAUUCUUCGUGUUCGGCGACUCUCUGGUGGAUGUAGGCAACAACAACUACUUGGCCACCACUGCACGCGCCGACGCGCCGCCCUACGGGAUCGACUAUCCCACGCACGUCGCCACCGGCCGAUUCUCCAACGGCUUCAACAUCCCCGAUCUCAUCAGUCAGAGGAUCGGGGCGUCGGAGUCGCCGCUGCCGUAUCUGAGCCCGGAGCUGAACGGAGAGAGGCUGCUGGUGGGAGCAAAUUUUGCAUCGGCGGGAGUUGGGAUUCUUAAUGACACUGGAGCUCAGUUUGUGAACAUCAUAAGAAUAAAUCAACAACUACAAUUUUUCCAACAAUAUCAAGAUCGAGUAAGCGCUUUGAUCGGUAUCGCCGAAACACAACGCCUAAUUAGCCAAUCUUUAGUUCUGAUGACUUUGGGAGGCAACGAUUUCGUCAACAACUAUUAUUUGGUGCGAAACUCCGCAAGAUCGCGCCAAUUCACUAUCCCAAAUUAUGUCCCAUUUAUCAUCUCCGAGUUUCGAAAGGUUUUAUUGAGACUCUACGAAUUGGGAGGUCGACGGGUGAUCGUGACGGGGACAGGACCAUUGGGGUGUGUCCCGGCGGAAAGGGCCCAGCGAGGUGUAAACGGGGAGUGCUCCGUGGAGCUCCAACGCGCGGCUUCCCUCUUCAACCCGCAGCUCGAACAAAUGCUGCUGGGCCUCAACGCCCAGCUCGGAGACAAUGUCUUCAUUGCCGCCAACACGCAGCUCACACACUACGCCUUCGUCACCAACCCCCAAGCUUUCGGAUUUGAGACGGCGAAGGAUGCAUGCUGCGGGCAAGGUCCCAACAAUGGACUCGGACUCUGCACGCCGCUGUCCAACUUGUGUCCGAAUCGGGACACCUACGCCUUCUGGGAUCCGUUCCAUCCGUCCGAGAGAGCUAACAGAUUCAUUGUGGAGCAGAUCACCUUUGGCUCUGUCCAACACAUGAAUCCUAUGAAUCUUAGCACCAUUCUAGCCAUGGAUUCUCGUACAUAACAAACAUACAUACAUACAUACAUACAUUAUUGUAUUCUUGAAGCCAGCCAAGCCAAGCCACCGGAAUCCGGGCAAAGGCGACCACCAAAUCAUCGGUUAUUCGGAUUUUUUGGGCUAUAUAAUUGUUUGAUGAUUUUCUUGUAUUCUAUUCAAGUACUGUUUAAGACCAUAGUCAGUUUUAUUUUAUUUUUUUCUCAGAUUUUGAUGUUCUUUAUUGGAUUAAAGACUAUUUUGUUCAAAAUCAUGAAACAUUUUUUGUCGCAAUGAUGGUGUUUUAGAGGUUACUUAAAACUUGCAAUUGUGGCGUGAAGCGAUUUGGAUAUAUAUUUUAAAGCAAGAAAUAUAUUUACAUGGUUGUGCCA